CUACGUCUGCUGAGAAGACGGAUAGUUUUCCUACAAAUCCUUGUAAUGUUUAUGAUACUUGAAGCACGGUGCUUUCGGUUUAGAUUCUGUUGCGCAGGAGAACGAUAGUAGGCUACCGUUACGCUCCAAAUCGCUAAAAGGUGCCACGCUGAAAAUGAGCUGUACAGAUGAGAAACCUCUGAAGACUGAACUGGACCAGCUAGAAUGUCAUUUCACAUGGGAUUUGAGAAAAGCAGACACAAACGUCACUGAUCUUUUGACUAGACUGGAGCACAACCGUGACUUAAAUCUCGGGGGCAAAGCAGGGACUGCAUGCACACACAACUCUUUGGCAUACGUCAGGUAUAUUUUGGGUUCUUAUGAAGAAGCACUUACAAACUUGCAGAGAUCUGUGGAGCUCACUAAAGAAUGUUAUAGGGACAACUACGACAAUAAGCUCAUUGUCACGUAUGGAAAUUUUGCCUGGUUACACUAUCACAUGAAACAGAAUGCUGACUGCAAAAGUUACCUGGAAAAAUUGAGGGAGAUCAAAGAAAAAAAUCCACCUGACUCCAAUUCUGUCCCUCAUCAUGAGGUGCUUGGUGAGAAGGCCUGGGCCCUGUUCAAGUUUUCACGCAAGUAUUAUGGCAGAGCAAAGGAGUGUUUCAGGAAAGCAUUAGAGCUGGAGCCUGAGGAGGGUGAGUGGAAUGCUGGUUAUGCCAUUGUAUUAUACCGAACAGAAAGUAAAUGCAAGUGUCCAAAGGAUUCAUCAGCAAUUCAACAACUCAGACGGGCAAUAGACACAAACCCAGAUAAUGACGAGCUCAAGCUUCUUUUAGCUCUGAAACUUGCUGCGUUUGAGCUAUUUGAUGAGGCUGAGGACUUGGUGGAGAGGGCUGUCGAGAUGUCCCCAGAGAGUCCACAUGUGAUUAGAUAUGUGGGGAAAUACAUGCGGGUCUACGGAUCUUUAGAUAGGUCCACUGCCCUGUUGAAAAGAGCAUUGGAGGUUGCACCGAAUUCAGCUUUCAUACACCAUCAGUUAGGUCUCUGCUACAAAAUGAAAAAAGUACAAUUCAAGGAGCUGCAUGAGAUUCAGAGAUUUCGUCAGUUGAGCAUCUCUCAUCUUGAGAAGGCUAUCACACUGAAGAGUGGCUUCAUUAUUGCAAUGGCAGAAUUGGCACUUCUUUAUGGUGAGGAUGGACAAAUCAAACGGGCUGAUGAUGUGUUUCAAACAGCCUUGCCCAUUGCUGAAGAGAAAAAUGAGGGGCUACAAGCACUUUAUUUUUAUUAUGGGGAGUUCCAGCAGUACAGAGCAAGAUGUCUGCCAUUGGCCAUUGAAUACUACAAGAAAUGUUUGAAGAUGGCACCUGAUACACGAGAUGGAAAGAAAAGUGCUAAGAGUUUAAGAAAGAUUGCUGACAGACGCUUAUUGAAGAACACAAGCAAUGCAGAAGCUUUAGGAAUACUAGAAUUUAUUGAGCAGGUAACAGGUGAGAAACAUUCCACUGCAGAGGGCAGUGAGCAUGUUCUGGAAUCUACACGUAAUGAGGAAUAGUACAAAAUCUGUAUUUUUUUAGAUAUACAAAAUGUAUUUUAUUGAACAUACUGUAUUGCAGUUAUGUUUGUGGUUUUAUUGUCUAAGUGUCGGUAGAGGACAAAUGGAGCUCACUACAAUAAUCUUUCCUUUAUAUGGCAAUUAAGGCCUCUGUAGAAUUGAGCACAAUGAAUCAGCACUACCCUCUUCUGACUUGAGAUUUUAUUGAAUGAAUUCCACAGUACAUACAGCCUUAAAUUUCCUCUGAUUUUAUUUCCCCAUCAAAAGACAGUUAAAUAACAUUGGGUUUUCUUACAGUGAAUGCCAGGUCUCGAAGUUAGCACUCUGUAAUGUUCAGACCCAUUUUCGCUUCACAAUAAAACUAAAUGUAACACAUAUGAAACAAACAGUUUUAAAAUCCUUAAGGACCUUAAUGUUAGUUAUUUUUUGUAUAGGUAUCAAUUUAAGUGAAAGCUAAAUGUAAGUUAUUAUAGUAGUCAGGGGCGUAUUGCACCGAUUUUUCAUAUGCUGAUAUCGACGCUCAUUGACAAACGAUGUUCAACAAUAUUGGGAAAUGACAAAACCAUGGGAAGUCACCAAAAAUAUUAAAGCCCAGGGUUUCAAAUUAGCACCUGCUGCAAGUUGCGACCCGCCAAAUGCAGGUUGUGUAUUUCAUGUGCAGUGGUGGGUAAUUUUGCUCAUCUAUCCGCCACUGUGGUGGGCGACCUGCAAGACAUCUCGGAGUCUGAUUCGCUGUUUGUUCAGAGGUGUGAAGUGCUAGCAUGUCUCGUGGAGCACAAGCAUGUAAAGAGUUCUCACUCUUUCUUCUCUAUUUGAGUUGUCUAAGAACAGUUUGCAAGAAUAGUGUCGUCUAUGAGAAUGCUGCAAAUGACCUAAGGCAUUCUGAGGUGGUGCUCGGAGUUAAGUUCGCUUUAUUUCCACAGGAUAGUUUGAGCUUAACAUGCAUUGUGAACGCAACUCUGCAGGUUCACAAAUAAUAAAAUAAUACAAAAACAACUUGAACCUAAAAUGUAUUUAUUUUUGCAAUUAUUAUUAUUAUGAUGUUUACAUUAAUAAUUUUCUUUAGAUCUUAAUUUGUAUAAGUAAUUUUCCACCUGUUGUUGUAGACGGACACUUGCGUGGCAGCAAAUAAGAGGUGGUUAAAUACAUUUUUUUUUUGACCAAACUUUUCAUUGUUUCAGUUGCAAUUUGAAUUUAGAAAUACUGUAUUUAGAAAUACUUCAUGUUUCAAUGAAUUUAAUUUUGAAAGAAAAAUCAAUAAAGCAAAAAAUAUCACACACACCCUCAGUAGUAGGGGCAGAGGGGUUGACGAUGUAAUCGGAUAUUGUGAUACUUUUUAAAUAAAAAUAUUGUGAACAUAUUUCUUGUAUAUCGCCCAGCCCUAGUCUAACUGUAAUGGUUGCAUUUGGUUACAUUUUAUAAGGUGCGUGUCUGACAUUUUGAGGCGGUUUUACGUCACUUUUGUUCGAUCUUGCCACCUCUUUUUCACAAGCCUUUUCUAUACAUAACACAAGAGGUUGUGCAAAAGGUGCCAGCACAAACGCAAUGAUGCCCACAACUGCUUCAGCUCAAUAGAGAGUGAAAACUAGAGGGUGAAAUGCAACUGUCAUAUCCAGAAGUCGUAUAUAUAUAUAUAUAUAUAUAUAUAUAUAUAUAUCAGUGGUUUAGCCACCCUUGCCGCCUUUCUCCCAUUGAAAAUUCGGAACACUGCUACUGAGGAACCACGUAAAAAAAAAAAAAAGAAGUCUUUCGUUACUUAAAGUUUUUAUAAUUGUUGAAAAGGAGAGGAUUCACACUGAAAUAACAAACAGCUGCUUUCUUUAAACACUAAGAGAGUGUAAAGAAGCCACAAAACCUGUCAAAUGCAUUUCAGCACCAAAGUAAAUGAACAGCGACUGAUCAAACAAAAACAUAGGCUAAACCUAAUCUAUAUUACAGUAGAUUAUAUAAAAAACACUGAUUGACUGUUCCACAGAGAUCAGACAUAGUUGCCAAACGUAACUGCACUGAAGUUGAUGCAAUUAAUUAUUUAUUAUUACCACACCACGCUUUCCCUUGGUGCUCGACCUUCCCCAUGAACGUGACCUCCGAAGCUGUGACGGGACGUUGUGUAUAGCGGAACGUUUGUGACACGAUUGGAAUUGGACUUAAAAAAUUUAGACAUGUGAAUAAUUUUUUCUACCACAGGCAUUUGUUUAUACAUGCAGUAAUCCAAAGAUAGUAAUCAAAGAUACAAAUACAUUUUUUGUAUUUCAUUUGAAAAUAAUUAAACAAGCACACAAAUCUGCACAGCGAAUCUCUUCUGCACACUAAACACAAUCGAAGUUUUUCUAGCAAUCAGUCCACUGUCAGAUAUCUUUGGAACACUCUUGGGAGGCUACUUCCAGUCAUGCCAGUGCAGCUCAUAUCUACUUGAAUGGUGAGACCAAAAUCUUUAAAAAAAAAAAAAAAAAAAAGAAAAAAACUGUUUUCCAAGCUUAUGUGUAAAUGAAAUAUUUCAAAUCAGCAGCAAAAUCUGGAAUCAUAAAUUGUGCUUCUUUACCUCAUAUUACACUAAAAAUUGCAAUUUUCCGGCUUGUAUAGCUAAUGCGCAUGCACAUUCUCGAGUUGAUUGACAGAAGAUGUCUGCAUCUAAAAGGUGAUUGGGUCUUUUACCUGUAAGUCGGGACUGCCGUUGGGCUAAUUGUACAAAGGUGCCUCUGUUUGUUCCUGGCAGGCCACACCCCAAUCCUAACCAUAUGGAGCCUGCCAGGCUGAGUACCCUGCCAGGAACAACAUGAGGCACCUUUCUCCCAUCGUGGACUCUUGAGCACUAGAGCUUCUUGGAUGGGCGUUCCAACUUCUCCCAUUCAUUUUAAUAGAAGUGGCCCGUCUCUACUAAAUAAAUAGGCUCAGACACAAUAUGAGUCAUUCCAUUUCAUUUAAGGCAUUGGUCUACUUUUAUUAAGAAAACACCCUAUCCUUUCAGGCAUAUUUAAAUGUUGCAGUUGAAUAUUACCAAAAUGAAGAAUUUACAUAAGAACUAAUAAAAUGUGCAAAAUAUUCUUGAUAUUUAUCUUAGCAAUGGGAUAUUAAAGAGCUGUUGAUUACCAUGACUAUAAUUCACAUGUUGAGAUAGAUGUUGCCUUGUUAACUGUAACUGAAUAAAUUGGGCUUAAAAGAAUAUUCCGGGUUAAAAACAACUAAAGCUCUAUUUAGAGCAUUUGUGACAUGUUGGCGAUUUCCAUAGAAAAUACGUUCUUCUCAUUGCUCGUUAGUUUGUAUUUUUGUUAAAGCAUUUACAUGAAUCCUUUAGUAAAAUUUGAUUGAUGUCUGAGCUAUAAAGUUUUCUAAAUUGUAAUUUGGAAAUGGGACUUCUUUUGUAGAUGUAUGAAUUUAUGUGUAUUUCUGUGGGUGGAGUUUGCGCAGUGUAAAAAGUGCUUUACAAGUA
Molecule: messenger RNA, 4964 nt
Organism: Myxocyprinus asiaticus (Chinese sucker)
Lineage: Eukaryota; Metazoa; Chordata; Actinopteri; Cypriniformes; Catostomidae
Product: interferon-induced protein with tetratricopeptide repeats 5-like
Exons: 2
Coding region: 155-1534 (459 amino acids)
Biological process (GO): defense response to virus
Cellular component (GO): cytosol
Molecular function (GO): protein binding
Source: RefSeq, a predicted model, not a curated record